Molecule: messenger RNA, 563 nt
Organism: Cyphomyrmex costatus
Lineage: Eukaryota; Metazoa; Arthropoda; Insecta; Hymenoptera; Formicidae
Product: sulfiredoxin-1
Exons: 2
Coding region: 60-431 (123 amino acids)
Biological process (GO): cellular response to oxidative stress
Cellular component (GO): cytoplasm
Molecular function (GO): sulfiredoxin activity
Source: RefSeq, a predicted model, not a curated record
AUUUUUCAUCAUUCGUCAGUCGCUAUUAAUUAGCACAUCGAUGCAUGUAAGAUCAUCAAAUGUUAAGUAAAAUGAUACGUAGGAGUGCCUGCCAAAUAGCUAGCUCGAUUCAUUCAAGUCCUCAUGCAGAGGUGUACAACGUUCCAAUGGACGUAAUUAUUAGACCUUUUCUUGCUGAAGUGAACGAGGAAAAGGUCCAAAGUUUAAUGAAUGCGUUGAAAAACGUCGAAACUGAGGACACAGUACCACCCAUUGACGUUUUGUGGAUUAAAGGAAGCGAAGGUGGUGAUUAUUAUUACUCUUUUGGUGGUUGUCAUCGUUAUACCGCCCAUCAACGAUUAGGCAAAGUAUCUAUUAAAGCCAAAAUAAUUCAAUCAACUUUAAUGGAUUUACGAUGUUAUCUGGGAAAUUCUACUCCAGACUUAAAGUGAUUGCAUGUAUAUAUGUGUAUACAUAUCUAUAAUGUAACUGAAUUACUUACAAUACUUACAUGAACAUGCUUAAAUAUUAUACUUUUUACUGUUAUACAUAUAUAUAUAUAUUGUAUAAUAUAAUUUUUGAAG